Centropristis striata (black sea bass) is the source of this 2962-nucleotide messenger RNA. Its product is annotated as zinc finger protein ubi-d4-like. The transcript is spliced from 11 exons. Gene Ontology annotation, cellular component: nBAF complex. Lineage: Eukaryota; Metazoa; Chordata; Actinopteri; Perciformes; Serranidae. The coding region runs from base 82 to 1305 and encodes 407 amino acids. Gene Ontology annotation, biological process: nervous system development. The record is from RefSeq and is a predicted model, not a curated record.
UUUUCACCCCGGGGGGCAGUAACGGUCACUAACGUCUCUGAGCAUGCGCAGUGGCACUUCACACAACCGCAAUAAGCAAACAUGGCGGCGGCCGUCGACAGUGUUGUGAAAGUGCUAGGAGAGCAGUAUUACAGAGAUGCCAUGGAGCAGUGUCACAGUUACAACGCUCGUUUGUGCGCUGAGCGCAGCAUCCUCAUGCCUUUCCUGGACUCUCAGACUGGUGUAGCACAGUCAAACUGUUACAUCUGGAUGGAGAAGAGACACCGGAGUGCAGGUGUAGCUCCGGGGCAGCUUUACACCUACCCAGCCCGUCGCUGGAGGAAGAAACGCCGUUCUCAUCCCCCAGAGGAUCCUCGCUUGGCUUUCCCCCCUCUCAAAGCAGCAGAUUUGGAGCUGGGACUGAAGCGUGAUGCGUUGGGGGCGGUGGAUGGCAGCAGUCUGGAGGCCCUGCUGAAGGGGGAGCCCCUCGACAGGAGGAGUGGAGUGUUAGAUGUCCGCGGCCCUGAGGACGACUCAGCAGUUGUGGAGCCUCCUGCCACCUCGGCGACCACACACACGUCCUCUGGACGUAUCCGCAAGAGAGUCCUGGACCAUGACGACUACUUGGACGACCUGGAUGACGAAGACUUUGAGGACGAGACCCCCAAGAGGCGAGGCAAGAGCAAGUCCAAGGGUCGCAGUGACAAGAAUGGCAAGAAGAAACAGGAAGCUGCAGCUGCAGCGCUGGAGGAGAGGGACAAACCCUACGCCUGCGACAUCUGUGGGAAGCGCUACAAGAACCGUCCUGGCCUGAGCUACCACUAUACACACUCUCACCUGGCCGAGGAGGAGGGCGAGGACCGCGAGGAGAUCGAGGCACCACCCACUCCUCGCCAGCCUGAGGAACAGAAGACAACUAAGAAGGGUCCCAAUGGGCUGGCACUGCCCAAUGACUACUGUGACUUCUGUCUGGGAGACUCCACUUUGAACCAGAAGACUGGCCAAUCAGAAGAGCUGGUGUCCUGCUCAGACUGUGGACGCUCAGGCCACCCAACAUGCCUGCAGUUCACACCGGUGAUGAUGGCUGCAGUGAAGACCUACCGCUGGCAGUGCAUCGAGUGCAAGUGCUGCAAUGUUUGCGGCACCUCAGAGAAUGACGACCAGCUGCUGUUCUGCGAUGACUGUGACCGAGGCUACCACAUGUACUGUCUAAGUCCCUCCAUGACUGAACCGCCAGAGGGGAGCUGGAGCUGCCACCUGUGCCUGGCUCUGCUGAAGGAUAAGGCCUCCAUAUACCAGCAGAACCAGAGCUCCGCCCCUGAGUGACAGCAUAUCAACAAGUCCCGCCCCCUCCGUAAUGGGACCCUGCCCCCCUCCAAUGGAAACGUCAGACCUCCUCUCAGUCCGGAGCUCCAGGCUCUGUCCAGAUGUAGCUGAGCCAGACCGCAGAUCAGCUUUAGAAGUCUUAAUAUCUACAGCGUCAGUGGGGGGAUCAAACUAUCACUACCAACCUGCCUGCAAAGCCCCAGAGGCCUGCCGUCAAAAACACAUACAUAUACAGUAUAGACACAACACACUCUCUCCUGGACUGUUACACACACUAGAUACAGAGACAGAGAGCAUGCAGUAACCAUAAUAACUGCUGUCUCAGCGGGAGCUCCCAGGAGCAAACGGAUUAGCAUCACAGCUAAUUAUCUGCACCCCUUCACACUCAAAGACGCAGUGUGGACUGUCGAGACAACACAGUUCUGUUUUUCUGCCAAAUUAUCUAUUUUUACUCCCUGAAUGUGGGAGAAAGAAAAAAAAUCACCAAGUAUAAUGUCAAGGAAUAUUAUUAUUAUUAUUAUUAUUACUAUUGUUAUUGUUCUGGUUACUAGUGGACUUUUGUAGUGGCAUUUGUCUGUGUACUUUUGUCUGAUCCAUCCGAGCGUUAAUCUUUUAAAGAGGUUUCCCUGAGGGGAGCCGGUCAGUGCCAAGGUCCACCGUCAAAUGAAAUACACACAACAAUGACCCAUGGAACUUAUCAUAAUCACGUCAGCCAUCUUUGUUUCAUUUUAAAUCAGUGGAACAAAGAUGGUAAAAAAAAACAAGUCUUAAUUAUUUGCCAACAAAAAAAACUUUGGCUUUGACUCGUUAAGCUGUUAGCACAAAAUCUUUGGCCUUGCCUCUUUAGGGUUGCACCAAAACAGACAUUUUAUCUCUGAUUCUGUUACUGGAUUUAUCAGUUAGUUAAAACAAACACUAUACAACAGAGCAUAUACUGUAAGCUGACCUAAUGACACAUACAAACAUGUAGUAUAAUGCCGGUGUUCGCCAUCAUUUCUCCAUCAGACAGAGCCAACAUUCUCUUAUUUUGAAAAACAUGUUUUUUUAAAGUCAGGUAAUGCUGUUCUUAUCGGGGGGGAACUGACCAAUUCGUGAAACUAGCAGUCAUCAAGGCGCAUCCUUUUCUCAAAGUUGUUUUUGUGCUAGCUUUUUAGAAACCGUUUGGCAGCGACAUCACGCUUCACGAGUCAUUUUAAACCGCUGCUGUCAAACCGAUGACACACAGAAUCAUUUACAAACUGUAGCUGCUUUUAUUAUUUGUCACACGGAGGCAGACUUGCAUGCAGAUUGCACCUGUAUGAAUGCACACACUCACACCACAAGUGUUUUUUUGUUGUUGUAUUGUUUUGCUUUUUUACAUUUUAUAUUACCUGAUAUUCCAUUGGUACUGGGAGUUUUUUCUAGUAGAAUUUUGUAAAGUCUAUGGCAUAGCAAACACUUCAAGUAUAUAGCUCCUAAUGCAUUCUAUGUACUGUAUUGACUUUUUCUAUUUUUGUUAUGACUGUGACAUGUUUGAAUUUAUUUGAUUAUUCUGAUAUGUCAGACCUCCAUUAUGAGUAUUUGUAAAAUGAUGUACUUUGUUGUACUAUUUUUAUUUUUGCAUUUCUUUGGUAUCAAAGCCGAUUUAGCCUGACAAUAAAAAUCACUUUGAAUUACA